GAUCGGUUAGCGAUUUAAAAACGCUUCCGCGUCCUCAUUUUUCGUAAACGAGGAAGAGGCCCGCCUAAAUUGAGAGAGAGAGAGAGAGAGAGAGCGUAGAGAUUUUUAAUGCGCGCCUAAAUUUAGAGAGAGAGAGAGAGAGAGAGCUUAGAGAUUUUUAGAGAGAGAGAGAUUUUUUUAGAGAGAGAGGGACCCCACGCGUCGGUGGAGACAGGUUUUAAGAGGGAGAUUGCAAAUUUCUUAGAGAGAGACGGACCGCAUACGUGAAGUGAGAGGAGGCAACGACACGGCUUUACAGUUACAUAGGAAGCGACGAGGAAGCUUCCUGUCUCUGUAAUUGCCUCUGCAACUUCAUACCUCCCUAUACAUCCGUUUCCUUCUCCGCACGAAGCCCUAGGAAGAAGCGGCUCCAUGCUCUAUCUUCUCCAAAUCCGCCGUUAAAUAUCUUCUCAAGUGGCAUUUGAUCUGGUGCUUACAAAGCCGGUAUCAUCUCUCCUGAGACAGCCAUUGUUGCUGGUUCGAUGAGUUCUCCCUGGAACUCUUCACCUUAUCGGAGGCAGAUGGACGAGGAGAGGGCACAUGGGGAUGAUUUGUCGCCCUUCGAUUCAGAUGACUCUGGACUUUUCCAUAUUCCAGCCAAGAAAGCUCCCAUUGAGAAGCUCAAGCGAUGGAGGCAAGCAGCCCUUGUGCUCAAUGCUUCGAGACGGUUUCGUUACACCUUAGAUUUAAAAAAGGAAGAAGAGAAAGAGCAAAUAAGAAGAAAAAUUAGGGCCCAUGCUCAAGCUAUACGAGCAGCAUUACUCUUCAAGGCAGCUGGUGAAGGGAAAGUACCAGGUCCUCCUCAAGAAGUUACUAGACCAGUUCCAGAUGGUUACGGAAUUGGUCCCGAUGAGCUUGUUGCAAUGAGCCGCGAUCAUAACCUUCCUGCCUUGCAGGCACAUGGAGGGGUCAAAGGACUAGCGAACCUUUUAAAGACCAAUUUGGAGAAGGGUCUUGGUGAAGAUGAGAGUGAAAUUCUCCAUCGCAGGAAGGCAUUUGGAGAAAACACAUAUCCCAAGAAAAAAGGACGAAAUUUUUUUAUUUUCCUUUGGGAAGCCAGUAAAGACUUGACUCUCAUCAUCUUAAUGGUAGCCGCGGCUGUUUCACUGGGAAUGGGUAUUAAAACUGAGGGCAUCAAGGAAGGAUGGUAUGAUGGGGGGAGCAUAGCUUUAGCUGUUAUUAUUGUUAUACUGGUCACUGGUAUAAGUGACUACAAACAAUCUCUUCGAUUCCAAGAUUUAAAUGAUGAGAAGAGGAAUAUAAGGAUCGAGGUUAUUAGGGGCGGUAGGAGACUCCAUAUCUCAAUAUUUGAUAUAGUUGUUGGUGAUGUAGUACCACUUAAAAUUGGUGAUCAGGUGCCUUCAGAUGGUGUCCUCAUUGUUGGACACUCACUUGCAAUUGAUGAAUCUAGUAUGACUGGGGAGAGCAAGACAGUUCACAAAGAUCAAAGAGAUCCGUUUAUGAUGUCUGGUUGCAAGGUGGUUGAUGGAUAUGGCAGUAUUCUAGUAACAGCUGUAGGAUUAAAUACUGAAUGGGGUCUAUUGAUGGCUAGUAUUUCAGAGGACAGUGGCGAAGAAACUCCUUUGCAGGUACGCUUGAAUGGUGUUGCUACUUUGAUUGGUGCGAUUGGAAUUUCUGUAGCCGUUCUUGUUCUAGGUAUCCUUUUGGUUAGAUACUUCACGGGAAAUACAAAGGACCCUGGUGGUGCUGUUCAGUUCAUAAAGGGAAAGACAAAAACUAGCACUAUCCUCGACGAUUGUGUCAAAAUAUUUGCAAUUGCAGUCACUAUCGUUGUUGUAGCUGUUCCUGAAGGGCUUCCACUGGCAGUUACCUUAACAUUAGCAUAUUCUAUGAGAAAGAUGAUGGCAGACAAGGCCUUGGUUCGGAGGCUCUCAGCCUGUGAAACUAUGGGCUCUGCUACAACAAUAUGUAGUGACAAAACAGGAACGCUGACCUUAAAUCAGAUGACUGUCGUUGAGGCAUUUGUUGGUGGGGCGAUGGUACAUCCACCAGAAAACACUGAGAAGAUGUCUCCAAAGGUAGCUUCUCUAAUAACUGAAGGCAUAGCUCAGAAUACUACAGGCAGCGUCUUUAUUCCGGAGGGAGGCAGAGCUCCAGAUGUCACUGGUUCACCAACUGAGAGGGCUAUCCUCUCCUGGGGUCUGCAGCUCAGAAUGGAUUUUGAUGUCUUGCGAUCUAUUUCUUCAGUUCUCCAUGUCUUCACCUUCAAUUCAGAGAAAAAACGGGGAGGUGUUGCAAUCAAGCUGUCAGAAUCUGAAGUCCAUAUACAUUGGAAAGGAGCUGCAGAAAUAAUCUUGGCUUCCUGCACUCAAUGGCUUGACAAAGAUGGAGUAGAACAUCGAAUGGAUGGUGAUAAGAUAGCGGAGUUUCAGAAAGCUAUUGACGAGAUGGCGGCAGCUAGUUUGCGUUGUGUUGCGUUUGCAUAUAGGGUAUGUAAUGUCGAAGGGGUUCCACAGGGUGAAGAAGAGUUGGAGCAGUGGGCGAUGCCCGAGGAUGACCUUGUUUUAUUAGCAAUUGUAGGGAUCAAGGAUCCAUGUCGGCCAGGUGUGAUUGAAGCUGUGAGGCUGUGCCAACGUGCUGGUGUAAAGGUGCGCAUGGUCACUGGAGAUAAUAUUCAAACAGCAAAAGCAAUUGCAUUGGAGAGUGGGAUACUCGACACCGGAAUGCCAUGUGAACCACCAUACAUAAUUGAGGGAAAAGCAUUUCGUAGCUAUGAUGAAAAAGGCAGGGAGCAAAUUGCACCAAAAAUAACUGUUAUGGGUAGAUCUUCUCCUAAUGACAAACUUCUACUUGUGCAAGCUUUGCGAAAGAGGGGGCAUGUUGUUGCUGUAACGGGAGAUGGUACUAAUGAUGCUCCUGCUUUGCAUGAGGCAGAUAUAGGUCUUUCAAUGGGUAUUCAAGGAACUGAAGUUGCAAAAGAAAGCUCAGAUAUUAUCAUUCUAGAUGACAAUUUUUCAUCUGUUGUGAAGGUUGUUCGUUGGGGGCGUUCAGUAUAUGCAAAUAUUCAGAAGUUUAUUCAGUUCCAGCUCACCGUCAAUGUUGCAGCCCUUGUUAUAAACUUUGUUGCUGCUGUUUCAUCAGGAAAUGUCCCUCUUAAUGUGGUGCAGCUUCUUUGGGUUAAUCUUAUCAUGGAUACUCUUGGAGCCCUUGCAUUGGCCACUGAACCACCAACAGAUCACCUUAUGGUUAGAGCUCCAGUUGGUCGAAGGGAACCUCUAAUUACAAAUGUCAUGUGGAGAAACUUAACUGGCCAGGCUUUGUAUCAAGUGGCUGUUCUGCUAAUCCUCCACUUUGAUGGUACAAGUAUCUUACGGCUGAAGAGCAGACCCAGGGCAGAAGCUGAUAAAGUGAAAAACACCGUUAUUUUCAACGCAUUUGUCUUUUGCCAAGUGUUCAAUGAAUUUAAUGCUAGGAAGCCGGAUGAGCUGAACAUCUUUGAGGGGGUGUUAAAAAAUAAAUUAUUUAUGGGGAUUGUGAGUUUCACAGUGGUUCUUCAGAUUUUGAUCAUUGAGGUCCUUGGAAAGUUCACUUCUACUGUCAGACUUUCUUGGUAUUAUUGGCUCAUCUGUCUUGCGAUCGGCCUCCUUAGUUGGCCCCUGGCUUUCAUUAUAAAGGUGAUUCCAGUUCCUGCAAGACCAAUUGGGGAGUAUAUUCGCAAGAAGCAACACACUCCGCUAGAUGCGCUUUCACCAUCAUCUGCACAUGGAGAGAACUGAAGGCCGGAUGGUGGCUUACACUGAAGUCCUUUUCACAUGAGAUUGUGUCGAGUAGAGAAGGAUUGGGCUUCUGUGGUCUUCUGGUGGUGGUUCUUGUGUGACUGCCUUUUAUGUUUGAAGUGAGUGCAUUUUAUGUUUAUUAUAGAAACUGUUUUCUUUUUCUUGCUUAACAUCAUCCCGUGAUUGAAGUUCAACACGCCAUCCACUAAUUUCUGCUUACUCUAACUCAAGAUGUAUAGAUAUUUUCUCAUAAAUGUAAAUGGAUUUCAGAUUUUUUUUA
This is a messenger RNA of Amborella trichopoda, 4056 nucleotides long. It is a transcript of the gene ACA10, whose product is annotated as autoinhibited Ca(2+)-ATPase 10. Gene Ontology annotation, cellular component: plasma membrane; intracellular membrane-bounded organelle. Gene Ontology annotation, biological process: calcium ion transmembrane transport. The record is from RefSeq and is a predicted model, not a curated record. Gene Ontology annotation, molecular function: ATP hydrolysis activity; calmodulin binding; ATP binding. NCBI's taxonomy places the organism in Eukaryota, Viridiplantae, Streptophyta, Magnoliopsida, Amborellales, Amborellaceae.